Molecule: messenger RNA, 674 nt
Organism: Ctenocephalides felis (cat flea)
Lineage: Eukaryota; Metazoa; Arthropoda; Insecta; Siphonaptera; Pulicidae
Product: retinal rod rhodopsin-sensitive cGMP 3',5'-cyclic phosphodiesterase subunit delta-like
Exons: 1
Coding region: 186-629 (147 amino acids)
Biological process (GO): sensory perception of light stimulus
Cellular component (GO): cytoplasm
Source: RefSeq, a predicted model, not a curated record
GCAAAAUAUAAACAUUUAGAUUUUAUUGUACGAAAUGUGAAGUCAUAAAUAAUAAAUAUAUUAAAGAAAUGAAACACUUUUAUCGCAUAGAGUUUACAUUACACAUUUAAUUUAUAAAUUAAUAGACAUUGCCAUAAUAUAUCAUUAUCAAAUCAUAUUUAUUAUUGUCCAGCAUUCCUACCGUCAUGACAGAAGUUCAUGAGAUAUUUCGCGGAUUUCAAAUUAAUUGGAUGAAUUUGAAAGAUGUUGAUAGUGGAAAAGUUUUAUGGGAAGGCCAUGAAGAUCUCUCAGAACCUGAUGUUGAACACGAAGCCAAAGUACCUAAGAAAAUUUUGAAAUCAAGAGCCAUCUCCCGAGAAAUAAAUUUUUCUUCUCUACAUUCUAUUGAAAACUUUCGAAUUGAACAAAAAGUUUUGUUCAAAGGACAUUGCUUAGAAGAAUGGUUUUUUGAGUUUGGAUUUGUCAUACCAAACUCUACGAACACUUGGCAGUCCAUGAUAGAAGCAGCUCCUGAAUCCCAAAUGAUGCCGGCAAGUGUACUGAAUGGCAAUGUUGUGAUAGAAACUAAAUUUUAUGAUGCCAAUAGAUUAAUUACUACUUCUAAGGUUCGACUGUAUUAUAUAAGUUGAUAGGAUUAACUUUAAUUUAUAUUAACAAUUGUGUUCAAAAUCAAU